AUGAGAUCCCUUCUUUGAGUUCUUUCCAUCUGCACCGUCAAUGCCCCCACGCCCUCUCCCCCACAGUCUCGGUCCCAGCCGCCGGCUGCCGUUCCCGGAGAGCCCUCUCCGAUGACCCCCACCUCCUCCGGGGCGCCCACGCCCCCACACUUCAAGCGCUCCUCCCCCAGGAAGAAGCCGCAGCUACGUAGCCGCCGCGUUGCAGCUGACCUCCUCGCCGUAGAGGCCGCGGCGGGGAAGAUACCACCGCACCCCUCGUGUACGACGGUGGUGCCGGCUCCGUCGCCUCUUGGCUGCGCAUUGCCUCGCGAUUUCUUCGAGGUGGACGCGCUUGACCUCGCCCCUCGCCUCCUCGGCAAGCUCCUGCGCCGCGACGAUGUCGUCCUCCGCAUCACCGAGGUGGAGGCUUACAGGCCAAAUGACUCCGCGUGCCACGGUCGGUUCGGCAUCACGGCGAGGACCGCACCCGUGUUUGGACCAGGAGGGCAUGCGUAUGUGUACCUGUGCUAUGGAUUGCACAUGAUGCUCAAUGUCGUCGCCGACAAGGAGGGAGUUGGAGCUGCUGUUUUGAUUCGGUCGUGUGCUCCCGUUUCUGGGCUGGGAACUAUUCAGCAGCGUCGAGGCCAACAAACUGAGAAACCAAUCCUACUUACUGGACCAGGAAAGGUUGGUCAAGCUCUGGGGCUUUCCACUGACUGGUCCAACCAUCCUCUGUACACACCUGGUGGUUUGGAGGUACUAGAUGGGCCAGAACCGGAGAACAUUUUGGUUGGCCCCCGUGUAGGCAUCGAAUACGCAUCACCGGAGCAUGUCGCGGCACCAUGGAGAUUCGCCGUUGCAGGGACGCCAUGGAUCAGUGCCCCAAAGAACACUCUCAGGCCGAUGUGAGAGCCUGGAGGCUGCAGCUAGUACCAAAGUAAACGGGUGUCCUUUUCUGUCUUUUGGUAGAGGAACUGGAGCUGCCUCUUGUCCACGUUGUAACGUGCCAUGUUUGAUCGACAUGGCAGCGCCAGAUUCAGAUAUGGAUGCAAGUGAGCAGAUCCAUUGACCAAUCCCACUUGUUAUUUCACUUAACUAGAAGGUCCUUGUGUGUACAUGGCUCUUAAAAUCUAGUAUAGGCAUUGCCAAGUUGUGAUAAAUGGCCGAAUAUCUGAUUAAUUUGUGAUGAUUAUUCGAGGGUGCA
Messenger RNA from Oryza brachyantha (malo sina), 1183 nucleotides. Its product is annotated as DNA-3-methyladenine glycosylase. Lineage: Eukaryota; Viridiplantae; Streptophyta; Magnoliopsida; Poales; Poaceae. Gene Ontology annotation, molecular function: alkylbase DNA N-glycosylase activity; DNA binding. The transcript is spliced from 6 exons. The record is from RefSeq and is a predicted model, not a curated record. Gene Ontology annotation, biological process: base-excision repair.